UGACGGGAACCAAUGAGCUGCCAAGUCGCGCGUCUCCGGUGGGACUGGAGAGAUUGACGUGCAGGACACGUCAAAUUGAUCCCCGCACACUGCAGCCUCCCGGUCAGACGAAUUUCUUCCAAUCGGAUGAAGUUCCCCCUGGGCCCGGGGUCGCGGGCGUGGAGCGUGUGUUGGCAGCUGGAGGAGGCUGCUGGCCCGGGAGCGGGCGGGGGCGCGCUCGGCAGCGGCACCCCGCGCUUUUCCAGCCGGCGGCCGGGUCGCCGCGGCUCUCGACUCUCGCGCGCCCCCCCUCUAUGCCUCUCCCACGGCGGCGGCGCCCGAGCUCUCCCGGACUGCGGCGGGCCCAGCCCCGGCCGCCCCGGCGCCAUGGAGCAGACCUACGGCGAGGUGAACCAGCUGGGCGGCGUGUUCGUCAACGGCCGCCCCCUGCCCAAUGCCAUCCGCCUGCGCAUCGUGGAGCUGGCACAGCUGGGCAUCCGCCCGUGUGACAUCAGCCGGCAGCUCCGUGUCUCCCACGGCUGCGUGAGCAAGAUCCUGGCACGGUACAAUGAGACGGGCUCCAUCCUGCCCGGGGCCAUAGGCGGCAGCAAGCCCAGGGUCACUACGCCCAACGUGGUCAAGCACAUCCGGGACUACAAGCAGGGCGACCCGGGCAUCUUCGCCUGGGAGAUCCGCGACCGGCUGCUGGCCGACGGCGUCUGCGACAAGUACAACGUGCCCUCGGUGAGCUCCAUCAGCCGCAUCCUGCGCAACAAGAUCGGCAGUCUGGCACAGCCCGGGCCCUACGAGACCAGCAAGCAGCCGCCGCCGCAGCCCGCACUGCCCUACAACCACAUCUACCAGUACCCCUACCCCAGUCCCGUAUCGCCCACGGGCGCCAAGAUCACCGGCCACCACGGCGUCCCGGGCACGGCGGGCCACGUCAGCAUCCCGCGGUCCUGGCCCUCUGCGCACUCGGUGAGCAACAUCCUGGGCAUCCGGACAUUUAUGGAGCAAACAGGGGCCCUGACGGGGGGCGAGGCAACCUCCUAUUCCCCCAAGAUGGAAGACUGGGCCGGCGUGAACCGCACAGCCUUCCCAACCGCCCCUGCAGUGAAUGGGCUUGAGAAACCUGCCCUGGAAGCUGACAUUAAAUACACACAGUCAACUUCGGGCCUCUCGGCGGUGGGCGGCUUCCUCCCGGCCUGCGCCUACCCGGCCUCCAACCAGCACGGAGUGUACAGUGCACCCGCCGGCAGCUACCUGGCCCCAGGCCCACCCUGGCCGCCCGCUCAGGCUUCCCCCCUGGCACCCACAGUGCACAGCGGGGAGUUGGCUGCGGCGGCAAUGACCUUUAAGCACCCCAGUCGAGAAGUGACCGACAGGAAGCCCUCCAGUCCUGGCAGUAAGGCCCCUGACGGCCUCGGCAGCUUACACGGACUACCUAUCCCGGCCUCGACCUCUUAGGGGCUUCGGAGCCAGAGCCGGAGCCUGAGGGAGCGGCGCACCACUCUGCCUGCAGCCAGCCUCUGAGGACUCGCCUGGGAGGUGCGGGGCUGAAGACAGCAGGGCUCGCAGGAUCA
Messenger RNA from Erinaceus europaeus (western European hedgehog), 1562 nucleotides. RefSeq names its product paired box 1 (gene PAX1). Gene Ontology annotation, molecular function: DNA-binding transcription factor activity, RNA polymerase II-specific; RNA polymerase II cis-regulatory region sequence-specific DNA binding. Lineage: Eukaryota; Metazoa; Chordata; Mammalia; Eulipotyphla; Erinaceidae. Bases 127 to 1446 code for a protein of 439 amino acids. Gene Ontology annotation, biological process: anatomical structure development; regulation of transcription by RNA polymerase II. The transcript has 5 exons. The record is from RefSeq and is a predicted model, not a curated record.